AGAGAAGAAACAUGACACAGGAGGAGCUUUUAGGAGGGUCAAAGUUUUAUCCAAACAAAGGGAGAGUUUCAUCUGAAGGCUGUCAACAUCUUUAACUUUUUAAAGACUUUCAAUCGAAACCUGAGCUUUAAAUCAACCAAACGAACAUCCAGAGGAAAGAGCUUCGUAGCUGUUAGUUGGUGAUCGGACAAUUUGGAUUGACCAUGGUCCGUUUUUUGAAGUUUUUCACGGUGGUGGGUGAUGACCACCAGGCUGCUUCAAAGUGGCAUGACGAAGAACUAAAAGUCAGCGAAGACUUGGGGCCUCCAAAUCUAACGACCUCACAGCUGACGUUCAGAGACGGUCUGAAACGUCUCUUCAGCUCAGAGAGAUUUCAGAUAGCUGUUGUGAUUCUGGUGAUCUUGGAUGCCUUAUUUGUUCUGUGUGAGCUGCUGUUAGACCUGUCUAUAAUCGAAGCCGAUGAGCAUCACAUCGCUCCACAGGUUUUUCACUACCUCAGCUUGGCUCUGCUCACCUUCUUCAUGGUGGAGCUGGGCUUUAAGCUGUACGCUUUUCAGCUGGAGUUUUUCCACCACAAAUUUGAGGUGUUUGAUGGAAUUGUUGUGAUUGUGUCCUUCAUCCUGGAUAUCGUGUACAUCUCCAAAGAGAACGCCUUUGAUGGCAUGGGCCUGCUCAUCCUGCUCAGGCUGUGGAGAGUGGCCAGGAUCAUUAAUGGUAUUCUGUUGUCAGUAAAGAGUCAAGCUGAUCACAAAGUGCACAAACUGAAAGAGGAAAAUGAUCGUCUCCUCCAUCAAAUCAGCGAGCUGCAAGAGCACAAAACCGCAAUGGAGCAGGAGGUCAAGGUGCUGAGAGCAAUCUUAACAAAGCACUCCAUCCAGUACUGAUCAUCGUAACUCACCAUUACCAGCUGUACAUAAUACUCAUUAUAAAAACACAACCUUCAUUGUGAAUGUGAGCCAGUGAAUGAAAAUAUACUAAACUAAAAAGCUAUAGGUCAAAGUUCUAGGUUCGUAUUUAAUGCCGGUGCUUCAAGCCAGAAUCAAGUAUGCUCAAUCUUAGCUCUACAAGUAACCAGGGUCCGCCAUGGCAAGAGCUGCUGUAGCUUUAUGAACAAGGCCAUAAAGGAGUUUCGAGAAGGAACAUGCUGAGAAGAAAUCAUUAGAUCAUAACUAUUACUCGAGGUUUACAAUAACGUUACAAAAUAGUAUUUGUAAUAUAAUGUUCUCUGAGUAGGAAAAACUUACUUGGAAAUUCGGGACAAUCUCCUCGAUCCUGAUGUCAGCGUGUGACAUCAAAUCACAGAAUCACCAGUAAAUGAUGAAAGCCAUUUGAGCUACACUGUAUAAAACUAGUAUUUGCUUUAGACCUAUAAAAACUGUAUAGUUUGUGUAAAUUGUAAGAGGUAAAUAUACACCUGUCAUCACAGUUAGCUGGCUGGAUGAUUGCUUACAAAAGUCUGAAUGGAAUUAAAAGGACAUUGACUUUAAUUUGUCCACAGUAAGGACCAGUAGAAGACAGCUGUACUUGUACAACACAGGUAGUCCUGAUCAUUUAAAGUGAAUAUCACAUUAUAUCAGCACAUGUAAAGUUGGGACUAUUCAAGAAAGGAAUCAACUGUGAGCUUGUUCAUUAACGUUUCUUUAAACUUUAAACUUUUUCAUUUUGGAUUCAGCUAUUUCUUUACGUCUUUAUGUAGAAUUGCAGUAUGCAGACUAAAAUAUGUCUAGGAAGAAAACUGUUAAGCUUUUGUUAAGCCUGCUGUCAAAGAAUAUACUUUAUCAAGGAA
This is a messenger RNA of Tachysurus vachellii, 1786 nucleotides long. RefSeq names its product hydrogen voltage-gated channel 1 (gene hvcn1). Gene Ontology annotation, cellular component: plasma membrane. The transcript is spliced from 6 exons. Gene Ontology annotation, molecular function: voltage-gated proton channel activity. NCBI's taxonomy places the organism in Eukaryota, Metazoa, Chordata, Actinopteri, Siluriformes, Bagridae. Bases 204 to 884 code for a protein of 226 amino acids. The record is from RefSeq and is a predicted model, not a curated record. Gene Ontology annotation, biological process: proton transmembrane transport.